AGUUUUUGGCAACCCUGGAAUCUGAUGUUUCCAAGCCUCUCUCUUCCAAGUUUGGCAUUUUUGCAUAAGAUUGAUCGCGAUAUAUCUACUUUUCAACACUUGGAGACACUGAAGACUGAAGGGUCUGAAACCGGUUAAUCGAGAUACAAUUCAAGUCAACUCUCAAAAAACAGAUUGAGCUCGAAAAUCUACUCCUGAAGACACGAGAAUUAAUCACUUCCUGGAGAAAGUCUGGCCACAUUGGUUCUUUAGACUUUUGAAGAGGAUGAAGUCUGAAGAUUGCCAAGGGCCAAGCUCCACUGGAUUUACGCCGGAUUCCAGUGGUCUGAGUGGCUCCAUGAAGAAUGGCACGGCAGCCACAAACUCGGCUAGAGCGCCUAAGAAACAAAAGUUCUGCUGCGGUGUGGUCGAAGGCUUCUACGGUCGACCUUGGACCACAGAACAGCGCAAAGAUCUCUUCCAGAAGAUGCAGAAAUGGGGCAUGAAUAGCUACAUCUACGCCCCCAAAGACGAUUGCAAGCACCGAGCCUAUUGGCGUGAGUUGUACACCGUGGAAGAGGCGGAACACCUUCAAAGUCUGAUUGAAUUGGCGGCCGAGUGCAAUAUCGACUUCUACUACGCCAUCUCUCCUGGUCUGGAUGUAGUGUACUCAAGUGCGAAGGAAGUGGGAACACUGAAGCGCAAAUUGGAACAAGUGUCCCAAUUGGGUUGUCGCUCAUUUGCCCUCCUCUUCGAUGAUAUUGAACCCGAGAUGUGCAAGCAGGACAAGGAAGUGUUCCAAUCUUUUGCCCAAGCCCAAGUCACCAUCACCAAUGACGUGUUCGAGCAUUUGGGUCGUCCGAACUUCAUGUUUUGUCCCACUCAGUAUUGCACUGCCCGAGCGGUGCCGUCCAUCAGAGCCUCCGAAUAUCUGACCACAUUGGGUGCCAAGCUAGCACCAGAAAUAAAUAUCAUGUGGACUGGAGACAAGGUGAUUUCAAAAGUGAUCUCCUUUAAAUGCUUGGAGGACAUCAAUGAAGUUCUCCAGAGGGACGUCGUUAUUUGGGACAACGAACACGCCAAUGACUAUGAUCAAAAGCGGGUGUUUUUGGGCCCCUACUCUGGGCGAUCCCCGGAAAUCAUUCAAAAGCUUAACGGCGUCAUGACCAACCCGAACUGCGAGUAUGGAGCCAACUUUGUGGGUAUCCACACCUUGGCGCAAUGGGCCAAGUGCACCAUUGACGGGACCCAGCCCCAUUCGUCGGCCAAUGAAGCCAUCUCGGCUGAUAUUAAAUUGGAAAUCCAAGAUGGAGAAGGCGGCGACAUCGAUCCCGCUCCGGUCCCAGACAAUGUGUAUCAUCCCAGAAAUGCCCUGAUCAAUGCCAUCAAAGAAUGGAUGCCGGAAUUUGACAAGCAAAAGACGGUUUGGGCCCCUAUGAGCAAACCCCAAGUGGGCCUAACCGCUCCUACUCUCAUCCCCACUGUUAAUACGUGCAUGUCAACAACCGGCACUACGAGUUUAGUCAAUGCCCUCACUCAACCGCAAAUGUCAUCGGCAGAAACGGGUAACCCUGCGGAAAUUAACGGGAACCCCGGCAACUCGACUCCCCAGACCUUGGAUGUGUCCUCAGUCCCAGCCCCGGUUCUCGCCGCAGCUGCAGUCAUGGCCGACGCCACUCCGGCCCCUUCAUCCUCGAAUUCAUCCCUCAACUCUGGCAGCAUGCUCCCACCCUCUGCCAACAUUGUCUCCAGCUCCUUACAGCCCAUUUCAGUUCCUGUGAUGAAUUCCCUGGUUUCCACCAAUAAAGUUGUAGUUGAUCACACCUUGUUAGGUGGAGAGAGCUUAUCGGGGGCAUCCACCCCGUCGUCUACCCAGAUGAUGGGCCCACCCAUUGGGGUAGCCACCAAAGCAGACUCGAAUGCAGUUGACGCAGCGGCAGCGGCUGCAUCUUCCUCUGCUGAGGAGGAUUCUCCUAUGACUCCAACUAGCCUGCCUCCUGUCACCCCCACGGCUAUUGCAGUUGCCAACACUGUUCCCGUACCUCCCAAUAUUAUCCCUGGGCCCACUUACAUGGAACCCAUGGAGGAAGAUGGCGGAACGGCUCAGAGUAACGCAAUGGAGUGCUCCAAAGAUGUCCCCAUGGAGAGUGUGACCAACCCUUCCACUCCAGCCAGCUCUACCAUGCAUGUGGAAACGGACUCCAGUCUGCACAAAGCAGAAUCCACAACAAUGUUGUGCGAGGACUCUCCGCCAGGGGGUACAAUGAGCGUUGGGCACCAAGUUCCUGUUUUGGAGGAUAACGUCACGCACAAUCCGGAAGUGACAACCAUGCUUUGUGACGAAGUGUGCACCAACAUCAAGGAUGUGCCAAACCCCAAGCUCACUAGAAAGGACUUGCUUCUUCUGUGCCAUCUCUUUUACUUGCCAUGUGACCAUGGAGCGAUCGGUAUUGACCUCCUGAAUGACUUCUUCUGGCUCAAGCGUAAUGCCAAUACCAUGCUGCCACCCGGAACCCUGGGGGCAGGAACCACCGAAGAUCGGCAAGAGUGGGAGCAGAGAGCGAACAAGUUUAAACAGAACGUCCAAGACAUUCAGACUCUGUUCGCUAAACUGUGUUCGGUCCAGAAUCGAGAACUGGUCUACGACCUGUACAUGUACCUGUGGGACAUGUGUGGAGUGGUCCAGACCUUGGAAGGGUUCGUGCAAUGGCUCUCCAAGGGGUCUUGCUCUCCCAAAUCACAAAAUUAUGUUGUGGGCCAACAAACUUGGUUUUCUGGAAUUCGAGAGGCAUUUCUAUCGGGCGAACAUGAACCGUGGAUGUUCAGAGGCGGUCUCGUUUCGGAUCUACAAAGACUCCUGCCCUUGGAUUCAGGAAAUGAUCUCUAUCUAUACAAAUUUCCGGAUGUGCCUGCCAGCCUUUUGUACUACGUGCGACCAUUCCAGCCCAAAGACGAGGAGGCCAUCUAUUCCCUGGCUGCAAAUUGGUAUGAGGAAUCAAUCGAGGCUCCUAUGGGACUUUGUGCCGCCGAUCGGGAGCUAGUGGGAGACAAGUUGGUGGGAGCUUACUUGACCCUCUGCCCUGAAUAUACAUUCGUAGCAGAGAGCUCCUUGACCGGUCAGAUCGUAGCCUAUUCACUGGCGGCCCCUGACGCCAAGACCUUCUACACCCGAUACUCUAUGGCGUGGCUGCCAGAGAUGCGGAUCAAGUACCCGCUCAAGAAGACCAACUCGGAUGAGGACAUCCUCUCCCCCAUUGAGAUCAUGGCCAGGUCGUUUCAUGGCCCUGGCGCGGAACCGGUCUUUCCCCAAUGCUUGGCCGACGCCAACCCCGACCCAGGGCAACAACCUUGGGGUGUGGCUCAAGUGCGUUUGUGCCCAAAUGUGUCUGAUGCAUCCAUGUCCAAGCGAUUGACCAUGCUUAUGUUGGCCUGUCUCAGGGCCUCUGGAACCAUUCGGAUGUUCGUGGAAGUUAAGGUCGGCGAUUUGAAAAUGCGCGAAUUUUUUUCCAAUCUGGGUUACCAUAUGGUGAACAUCCCGUCUGGAGAGAACCCCGAUGAGUUGAUGGUGAUGAGCCGAAGUUUCUAAACGACACCCCGAUUAGAUCAAAUCCUCAAAUAUCCUUGUGGAUUUUUUUGUGUGGAAAAAGCCAGGAUAUGUCAGUUAAGUUAUUUCUACAACUUUUCUUUCUGUGAAAAGCCAAGAAACGUGGGACAACAAAAUUUAUAAACCCUCACUGAUUUUUGUAUUGUACUCCUCCGGAACAAGAUGAAUUCAUUGCUCAUCGUCAAUUGCAAAAUAAAUACAGAGGUCCAUAAAACUUCAAA
Tigriopus californicus is the source of this 3804-nucleotide messenger RNA. It is a transcript of the gene Oga, whose product is annotated as protein O-GlcNAcase-like. Bases 266 to 3565 code for a protein of 1099 amino acids. The record is from RefSeq and is a predicted model, not a curated record. Lineage: Eukaryota; Metazoa; Arthropoda; Copepoda; Harpacticoida; Harpacticidae. Gene Ontology annotation, molecular function: beta-N-acetylglucosaminidase activity. The transcript has 12 exons. Gene Ontology annotation, biological process: glycoprotein metabolic process.